GACAACUCAAGCUAGUCCUGCUCCUGAGCUGCGACUGACCUCCUCAGAGGUCACUACAGCCUCUGGACAGAUGACUCCCAGCACCUCAGCAGCAGCUCUUUUAACACAACCCCCCAUCCAAAAGGCAGACAGACAGAGACCAUUUUUCCCCCUAAAACCUUGGCUCAAAAGGCAGCUUAGAGAUGCGUCUGAAAAUACCUGACACAGAAGGAUCCAUAGAAGGAUUUUUAAACAGUGGGUAAAUGGUGGCAUGGUCAGAAAUCUGAGGCUGAAGCAGCACCGGCUCAUCACAACUAUACAGCUACAGACUGGAAAAAUGUAGCCUGGUUUGAUGAAUCUGGAUUUCUGCUGAGGCCGACAGAUGAUGGGGUCAGAAUUUGGCAUCAACAGCAUGAAUCCAUGGAGCCAACCUGUGUUGUGGCAACAGAAUUUCCAUUUUUUGUCAAAGUGUAGUGCAUGUUGAGUAACAUCAACUCAUACCAACAGCUAGAUGUGAGUACUCUGGUGGGCGAGGAACUGUUUUCCUGUUGCAACACACCGUUAGACCAAAUCUUCAGCUUCAGAACUUCCUUCCUGCUGAAUAAUCAGAUUAUUGACAUCUUUUAAGAUUAAGAACACACUGUCCUAACAGCCUGAUUGAAAUGUUGGUGGAAUGAUCCAGAUCCACGAUGGUCCUUUUCAUCGUCAGUAAACUGCUUUUGAUGACUCUUCUGCUCCAACCAACUGAAGCGAACAGAGAAUGGAAGACACACACAACACGUAAACCUGAAAAUUCUGAGCGUUUCGGGGAGUUCUGUCUGCGUAUUUCUGAUGACUCUCAAUGGACCAGCUCCAAGCCAGGUACCCAGCUGCCCACAAAGUCAGCUCAUCCAACCAAACAACCAUCUCAUCUACCCAAGCAACCAACCCAACUACCCAAACAACCAACUCAUCUACCCAAGCAACCAACCCAACUACCCAAACAACCAACUCAGCUACCCAAGCAACCAACCCAACUACCCAAACAACCAACUCAUCUACCCAAACAAUCAACCCAACUACCCCAGCAGCCAACCCAGCUACCCAAACAACCAACUCAUCUACCCAAACAAUCAACCCAACUACCCCAGCAGCCUACCAAACCAAGCAAGCAGGCCCCAAAACUACCUAAACAGGCAACCCAGCCAAACAGGGACUCAGCCCAGGUGUUUGAACAACCAACAACUGAGACAACCUACUUUGACGAUGAGCUGACGCAACCACCCACACAAUCAACCCAACUGCCUCAACAGACAACCCAUCCAGACCUACUGAACAUUGUCACUCAGGACUCCAGUGACACUGUGUUACCAGUGAUGGCCCCCAUAGUUCUACCUGGGCAAGGAUGUCGCUGCAAAAAGGAAAAUAUAAAACAGCCAGCUGAACCCUCCACAGUAAUGAGUGUAAUGAUUUGGCUCCCCACCGAAACAUGUAGCUCAACUGAGUUCAUUGAGACAAUGAUGGAUGGUACAGAGGUUUGUGUGACUUCAAUCAGUCUCUUAGAAUUUAUUGGCGAACAAAAUUUAAGCCACUCGUCUAAUCCUGCAAUUGAAGUAGAACAGAUUGAAGAGCCUCCUAUCACAUCUCCUCCUCCACUGGACUCCACUACUCCACAGCCUACCUCUGAAACCAUUCCCAACGAGGAAAAAAAAGAGAAUUCCGGUCGUGGCCUGAAUAAUUUAAAAGACAGAUUGGCUCAGAUUUGUGAAUGGUGCAACCUCAGGAUCAACAUGGAGGAUAUUGACCCAAAGGCUGUUCAAUCCCUAAAUGUGAAGAUGCAGCCAUUUCUCUGUCCUGUCCUUAUUUAUGUCAACCUGGAGGGUGAUAAUGUUUCGUGUUGGGGCCAGCCGCUGUUGGAGACAUUGCUGGAGAAACUGGAGGAUCAUUUUGGGCGGGCACUAACAAACAUUGUCCAUGGAUGCCGCUGCCAAGAGAGCGAGAAGAAACCUCCAGCUGAACCCUCUACAGUCAAAAGCAUAAGGAUUUGGCCCCCCAAUGAAAGGUGUAGCUCAAGUGAAUUCAUUGAGACACUGAUGGAUGGCAGGGAGGUCUGUGUGGCUGCAUCUAGCCUCUCAGCAUACCUUGAUUUUGCUCUUCACCAACAGUAUGUACCUGUGAUUGAGGAAGGGCCUCCAAGCCUGUCAGAAGUAAAAACCGAUACAUUACAUUUUGACUUUCUACGUGAGCAACACUUACCCCUUCGUAAGAGGGAGGAAGGAGCACUCCAGCGAGCAGAAAUCCAACAUGUAGUAGCAGUGGUUUGCAUGAGAUGCCUUCCCACUGAAAACUGGAACAACAUUGACUCAAAGGACGUACAAUCCCUGAGGAUGCAUGUCCAAUCAAUCGGCUGCCCUGUCCUCCUUCAUAUCAGCCUUAAAAAUAAAGAAGAAUUCUGUGUGGACUCGUCCCAGCCAUGGUUCGGGACUCUGCUGGACAAGCUGGACAUUCAAAGCACCUGAGGAAGAAGUCUCAAAUGUGAUACUCUGAUAUGCCUGUGAUCCAGUGCGGGACGGAUUUCAGAGUCGGGUACUUUUGGAGAACCAUAGUGUGGUGUGAAGGAUGUGAGGUUUGGAGUACAGGUGAUGACAGUAUGUAUUGUAUUUGUAAUCCCUAUGUGUUUCCUCAUGUUUAGAUACAAAUAUACUGUCUUUUCAUUUUCACAGUAAUAGGUUAGAAAACUGUCUGAUAAUGGAUAUCUACUAGAUGUGGGGGGAGUUUCAUUUAUUUCUGUCUCAUUUUCAAAAAUAUUUUAUUUUUUAGUCAUCUAGAUAAGUGCUUUUAUUAUUGAUUACUACAUUUAACCAGUAGAUACAUUUUAAUAAUAGGUUAACUAUACAUAUUAAUUUAUUGUAUACAUAAAUUUGAUACAUCCAUUGUUUUUCUGCUGCAAGUAAUAUGUAUUUCUGCUCUCUCUGCAAACUUUGAUAAAUGAUUUGGUUUUCAGUGGCUAAGAAUUAUGCACAUCUACAAAUACUCAUCCAUACUGUGAAUUCUCCUCUCAGGUGUCUGAAUAAAUGGCAUUGUGCAAUAGUGCCAUCUCCUGACUAAAAGUGAAAACAGCAUGCUAUACCUGACGUGGUGAAGCACUUUCCUCUGUGUGAAUUCCUCACAGAGGAUCUUAUGAUCUCUGCAUCUCAUGAUGAGACAAAAGUGAAACUGUGUUCAGUAGUUUCUUAAUGUUUAUUUUUAUUAAUUUGAAUAUGCAUUCACCACAAAAAGCUCAGUGUUAUGGUAAAGUGAGAUAAUGUGCCAGAGAUGGUUAGAAUCACGUUUCAAUUAAAGUAAUAGUUCACUUUAGAAAACUUUCAGAUGAUGACAAGAUUAUUUUCAUGUCUGGUUGGUGAUUACUAGUUAGUUGUUUGUUCAAAAUUAACGCUGAAAAAAACCCCA
Lates calcarifer (barramundi perch) is the source of this 3408-nucleotide messenger RNA. RefSeq lists its product as uncharacterized. The coding region runs from base 669 to 2477 and encodes 602 amino acids. Gene Ontology annotation, molecular function: chemokine activity; CXCR chemokine receptor binding. Gene Ontology annotation, biological process: antimicrobial humoral immune response mediated by antimicrobial peptide; inflammatory response; chemokine-mediated signaling pathway. Gene Ontology annotation, cellular component: extracellular region. The record is from RefSeq and is a predicted model, not a curated record. Lineage: Eukaryota; Metazoa; Chordata; Actinopteri; Centropomidae. The transcript is spliced from 12 exons.